Messenger RNA from Falco peregrinus (peregrine falcon), 1405 nucleotides. RefSeq names its product hydroxylysine kinase (gene HYKK). The transcript has 8 exons. The record is from RefSeq and is a predicted model, not a curated record. Gene Ontology annotation, molecular function: amino acid kinase activity. NCBI's taxonomy places the organism in Eukaryota, Metazoa, Chordata, Aves, Falconiformes, Falconidae. The coding region runs from base 130 to 1398 and encodes 422 amino acids.
GGGCGGGCCCGGGAGGGGGCGGGGCCGGCGGGGGCCGCCCCCCGCUCCGUGUGCUGCGCGCAGGCCGCGCCGCGGGGCUGCCGGGCGCGGGGCCGGGUCCGUGAGGCGGGGCUCGCCCGUAGCCACGCGAUGUCCGCUGGAAGCGGUCGGCCCCAGUCGCGCUCCAAACCUGCGCUGGGCGAGCGGGAGGCGGCGGCGCUGGUCGAGCGGGUGUUCGGGCUGACGGUGUCGUGGGUCCAGCCACUCCCCAGCUACGACGACCAGAACUUCCACGUGCGAGUCGGGAGAAGCGAAGACGCGGCCGAAGGUGCUGGCGAGUACGUCCUCAAAAUCACCAAUUCAGAAGACAGCCAGGAGCCGGAGCUCAUCGAGGCGCAGACCCGUGCCAUGAUGUUUCUCAGCGCCGAAGGCUUUCCUUCGGCUACGCCUCGCCUCACCAGAGACGGGAACAUCAUGUCUCUGGAGUCAGGAGGUACUGCGCCUGGGAACAAAAAGUACAUGGUCAGGCUGCUGACUUACCUGCCAGGUACACCUGUAGCAAAAAUUGCUACAAAUGCUCAGAUUCUGUACGAGAUCGGUAAGCUAGCUGCCAGUCUGGAUAAAGCUCUCUCAGAGAAAUUCCAUCAUCCAUCAGUGAAAAGUCUGCAUCGAGGUCAGUUCAUUUGGAACCUGGCAAAUGUUCCUCUUCUAGAUCAGUACAUUUAUGCCUUGGGCCAGAACAAAUACCGUGAAGUUGUGGAACAAGUUAUUGAGCAGUUUAAAGGGAAAAUAAUACCCAAGCUAAGCAGUUUUCGAGCCUGUGUCAAUCACGGAGAUCUUAAUGACCACAACAUUCUAGUAGACUCUACUUCUGCUUCCCUGGAGAAUCCUCAGUACAAAGUGUCCGGCAUCCUGGAUUUUAGUGACAUGAGUUAUGGCUAUUAUGUAUUUGAAGUUGCAAUAGCCAUCAUGUACAUGAUGAUCGAGAGCCCGGAUCCCCUGAGUGUGGGGGGCCAUGUGCUGGCAGGGUUUGAAAGCGUCCAGCCACUCACAGGGGAGGAGAGGGGGGCCCUCUUCCUCCUGGUCAGCGGGAGGUUUUCCCAGUCCCUUGUCAUAGCGGCCCACACGGCGCUGCUGUACCCGGAGAAUAAGGAAUACCUCAUGAUCACGGCCAAAACCGGGUGGAAACACUUGGUGAACAUGUUUGAGGCCCGCUCCCGGCCGCGCGGCGCGACCCCGGCACCAUGUCUCGAAGAUACGACUCCAGAACGACCAUAUUUUCUCCAGAAGCGGCGCCCCGCGCUCUCUGAGCACCGGGGGUCCAAAGUGGGGGCUUCCAGGUGCAUCCCAGCUGGAGCAGCAGUGAGACCGUGCCCGUGCGUGAGCCAUGCCUCCUGCCGUGUUUCUGAACUAACCUGAGCAAACC